This is a messenger RNA of Balearica regulorum gibbericeps (East African grey crowned-crane), 2213 nucleotides long. Lineage: Eukaryota; Metazoa; Chordata; Aves; Gruiformes; Gruidae. The record is from RefSeq and is a predicted model, not a curated record.
AUGGGGGAUGACUUGAAGCCGUGCUGCUGCAAGCAGUGCCGCUGUCACAGCAUCCCGGUGAGCAUGCUGGCCAGAGGGCAGCUGGUGGUCGUGGUGGUGCCAGGCUGCCAAUGCCUUCGGGAUUCCUGGGGAAGAAGCUGGGGUGGUGAAAUCCAGGACUGUGCCUACUUGGACAGCGAAAGUGCCUACAGCGAGUCAGAGCUCUUCCCUGAUGACGACACGAUGACUCUAGCACAGCAAGAGGUUCACCAUGAGUCUGACAUGGACAGUGCUAUUGAGAGUGCCCAGAGCUCGGAGGCCUCUGACGUGUGUCGGAGCGAGGAGAAGGACGGUGUGCUUGGUGGCCUGUUUCUGCCUGGUGACAAGUCAAGUCCUCACAACCCUUCUGCAGCAUCUGACCUCUCAACUUAUUCCACUGCCUCUCUGAUCAGUAAUGAAGAACAGUUUGAAGACUAUGGGGAAGGAGAUGAUGUGGAUUUUACUCCCAGUAGUCCAUGCCCUGAUGAUGAGACAAGAACCAACGCCUACUCUGACCUUGGCUCAUCUGUAUCUUCCAGUGCUGGUCAAACACCCCGAAAAAUGAGGCAUGUUUAUAACAGCGAGUUACUGGAUGUUUACUGCUCACAAUGCUGCAAAAAGAUAAAUCUACUCAACGAUUUGGAAGCCAGGCUGAAAAACUUGAAAGCAAACAGCCCUAACAGGAAAAUAUCAAGCACAGCUUUUGGAAGACAACUUUUCCACAACAGUAACUUCAGCAGCAGUAAUGGCAGCACAGAAGACCUGUUCAGAGACAGUAUAGACUCCUGUGAUAAUGAUAUAACUGAAAAGGUAACGUACCUAGAAAAAAAGGUGACAGAACUGGAGAAUGAUAGCCUGACAAAUGGUGACCUGAAGAGCAAACUGAAACAAGAGAACACACAGCUAGUUCACAGAGUUCAUGAGCUAGAAGAGCUAUUGAAAGACCAAGAGACAUCAGCAGAACAGACUCUGGAAGAAGAAAUAAAGAGACAUAGAGAAGCAUAUACCAAGUACGAAAAAGAGAAAGGCACCGAAAUUGAACUGCUCAAUACAAGGGUUCAGCAACUGGAAGAAGAAAAUGGUGAGCUGAAAAGCACUGUCACACGACUGAAAUCACAAACAGAGAGACUAGAUGAGGAAAGGCAACGCAUGUCAGAUAGGUUGGAAGACACUAGUCUGCGACUGAAGGACGAGAUGGAUUUGUACAAGAGAAUGAUGGACAAGCUGCGGCAGAACAGACUGGAAUUUAACAAGGAGAGGGAAGCCACGCAGGAGCUUAUUGAAGACUUGCGGAAGGAACUGGAGCACUUGCAGCUGUACAAGUUGGAAUGUGAGCGUCCUGGACGUGGCAGAAGCUCUUCAUCCAGCGUGAGUGAAUUCAACGCCAAAACCAGAGAGGUGGAAAUGGAGCAUGAAAUAAAACGGCUGAAGCAGGAGAAUCAGAAACUUCGUGACCAAAACGAUGAUCUUAAUGGACAGAUCCUAAGUCUUAGUCUUUAUGAAGCUAAAAAUCUCUUUGCAACACAAACAAAAGCCCAGUCACUGGCUGCUGAAAUUGAUUCUGCAUCAAGAGAUGAGCUCAUGGAAGCCCUUAAAGAACAGGAAGAGAUAAAUUACAGAUUGCGACAGUAUAUGGACAAGAUCAUUUUGGCAAUCCUAGACCACAACCCGUCUAUCUUGGAAAUAAAGAAUUGAAGAGAAUAUGAGAAGAAAAAGCAGCAACUGCCUGAUACUUCUGCACAUGCUACUGGAUCUAAACAACACUCUGAUACUGUAAAUUAAUCUAUAAAUAUAUAUAUACACUACGUGUGAGUGUGGGUGCGCGGGUGUGUUUAUAUGAUGUUUGGUACACUGUUACUUGUCAUUGAAUUGGCUUGGUUAGACUUUUUCCACGCACUUUCAAUGCCUGUGAUAAGAUGGACACUGUAUAUUAAUGUAAUAACAAUAUAACUGGAUCAUGCUGUUUUAGAUACUGGACAAAAUGACUCUACCUCUAGUUGUAAAGGUGAAAAAGACAAUGGAAACAUAUGGAUGUGGCCCUAACUUUAGGAGCAAGAAUUGUGCUUCCGUUCUUCCAGGAAUUUGGGUACCACGAACCAAUUAACAUACCCAGGUUCAGUUCCUGACUGGUGCUGACUGUGUAAUUUCCUAUUUGAUUUAGUUUUAGUACUUAAACCACACACAGGAUAAAAAAA